Molecule: messenger RNA, 540 nt
Organism: Rotaria sordida
Lineage: Eukaryota; Metazoa; Rotifera; Eurotatoria; Philodinida; Philodinidae
Source: the annotation of a GenBank genome assembly
AUGUUUGGUAAAAUAUCUUUGAGCUCAUCAACAGCAACAACUGAUGUUUUACAACCAGUUAAAUUGCCAAAAGAUUCAUCAAGUGCUUCUUUGAUGGAUUUUGCAUUUAUCAAGUUGAAAUGUGGAUGUGGUCUUUACCAUCGUGAACUGAAAAAGAAUCCAGCUUUAUUGUGUCAUGCAGAAUCUGACGAUCCUGUAAUGAAUAUCACUCAUUGGACUGGUUAUAUUGAUGGACCAGAAGAAACACCAUUUGUUGGUGGAAGAUUUUAUCUCAAUAUUGACUUUCCAGCAGCAUUUCCAUUCAAACCAUCACAUAUUCGUUUUAUUAGACCAAUUUAUCAUCCAAAUAUUAGUACAAAAUGUGAAAUAUAUUUAGAUAUUCUUUAUUCUCAAUGGUCUCCAGUAUUAAGUAUUCGUGCUCUCUUAAUAUCAUUAUGUUCAUUAUUAAUAGAUCCCAAUGUUGAAUAUGGAUUGAAUAGAAACGCGUUGAAGCUCUAUCAAGUAGAUAAGCAAAAAUAUGAAGAAAUAGCAAGGGAAUGA